Messenger RNA from Oryza brachyantha (malo sina), 1058 nucleotides. Its product is annotated as 60S ribosome subunit biogenesis protein NIP7 homolog. The transcript has 2 exons. Gene Ontology annotation, biological process: ribosome assembly; ribosomal large subunit biogenesis. The coding region runs from base 97 to 663 and encodes 188 amino acids. Gene Ontology annotation, cellular component: preribosome, large subunit precursor; nucleus; nucleolus. Gene Ontology annotation, molecular function: RNA binding. The record is from RefSeq and is a predicted model, not a curated record. Lineage: Eukaryota; Viridiplantae; Streptophyta; Magnoliopsida; Poales; Poaceae.
AAAUCCAAGGGGAAUCCGGCGCACAAGAAGCCCUAGCCUCCAUUCCCAAUCCGCACUAAACCCUUCGUCGCCGCCGCCGCCGCCGCCGCCGCCGCCAUGCGGGCGCUCGACGAGAAGGAGACCAAGAUGGUCUUCGAGAAGCUCUUCAAGUUCAUCGGUACCAACCUGAAGCACCUCAUGGAGCGGCCCGCCGUGGAGGGGCCCGACCCGCAGCCCGGCCGCUACUGCCUCCGCCUCCACAAGAACCGCGUCUACUACGCCUCCGAGGCGCUCGUCCGCCGCGCCACCGCCGUCGCCCGCCCGCGCCUGGCGGGAGUGGGCACGCCCAUCGGCAAGUUCACCCACGGCGGCGCCUUCCACCUCACCGUCCACGCGCUCGACCUCCUCGCCGCCCACGCCCGCCGCCGCGUCUGGCUCAAGCCCGACACCGAGCGCUCCUUCCUCUUCGGCAACUCCGUGCCCAAGUCCUCCCUCGCCCGCAUCACCGAGAACACCCAGGCCAACGACGGCGUCGUCGUCAUGUCCAUGGCCGACGUGCCCCUCGGGUUCGGCGUCGCCGUCAAGUCGGCGCAGGACUGCAGGAAGGCCGACACCAACGCCGUGAUUGUGCUGCACCAGGCUGACGCUGGCGAGUACCUCCGCCGGGAGGAGGAGCUCAUGUGAGGUGCUGAGGUUUGAUGUUUGACACACUGGCAUGACUGCAGGACUGAGGGGAUGCAGGAAAUUUAAUUAAUUGCCACUUUUACAUGUUGAGUGACAAUAGAUUUGCCUCUCCCAUCACUGUAGCUGCGAGGGGGAUUAAGAUGAUAUGGCAAAUAGUGGCAAAAAGUUAAAAGUCCCGUUUAAGAUAGUGGAGGUCUGCUGUAUCAUCUAUCUAGUAGAAAAUUUUGUUCACAGGUUGUUCUAGGGGCUAUAAACUGUGUUAAGCUGUACGAUACUUGCCGUAUGCACAAAUCCUGGGUUCGGGUGUCUGAUUUGAUUGGUUUAAGCUGUCAAAUUAUUUCUAUAAUCUAUAGCACUGGGUAUCUCCUGGAGUUUGCCACAGUAAACUGCAAAAA